Lymnaea stagnalis (great pond snail) is the source of this 21107-nucleotide messenger RNA. The record is from the annotation of a GenBank genome assembly. Lineage: Eukaryota; Metazoa; Mollusca; Gastropoda; Lymnaeidae.
CUUGAUGGCAAGUUAUUUACCUUACACUUACAUACGGGAAUUUUUUGUGUUUUUUGUUGAUAUCGUCAUCAAAAUUGGGGUAUCAGGCAGGGCAGAUUCUAGAGGAUGUUUUUAUUUAAUUAAAAGUAAACAGGUACCACGGACGCUCAACAUCGUGGAGUAACAACUCACAGGCCUCUAGAAUGGCUUCGGGACAUACUAUUUAUGGGUUACCGCCAGAUAACGUAAGUUUUCCUCAAUGUUGCAUUUAUGUAGGGUAGGGCUAUUUAAUUUAUUGAUUAAAACUAAUUUCUUCGCUACCCUAACCUCAGACUACCCUGAUCUCUGAUACUGAUGCGCAUAGGCCAUACAUAGGCAUAGUAUAGUAUAGUAUAGCACACAAGCAACACCAAGGCCAUCAUCAAAGGAGAUAUGAACUUGAGCUUGGCUUGGACUUAGACUUAGUCAGAUUAGUAUUAGUAAAUUAGACUUAUUUGGUACUUUGACAUACAUUUUAAAUUUUAAAUAUUGGAUGAAUGCUAUAAUUUAUAGUAUAAAACUAAAAACUAAAAGAUACAUCAUUUUAAUUUAUACUAUGUAAUCAUGACUAUAAGUUAUAUAAUAUUAUUAUUUAGGCAUAUUAAUAUAGGCUAUAGGCCUAACUAUUAUAGGCCUAUUGCAUAAACUGCAAUAAGAUUUACUUUAUAGUUUAUUAUAAAAAUAAAAACAUACUUAACAUACAUUUUGACUUGUUACCUAACUUACUAACUUCUAAAUUUGAUCUUUCUUUCUAAUUGUUAGCUUUUACUUUUAUAGAAGUAGAAGUGGAUUUAUGAUUCGUUGUUGAAUUUUCAAAUUUCAAGAGCUUCAUUGAGCGGCAUGACCUUAUUUAUCUUUGUAUUUAUUUACAAAAACUUUUACACAAAUUAAAUUUCUGCUUAUUUUGCUCACAACUUCUAAUAUAAUGGUACCAAAUUUUCAGGAGACAUUAAUAAUAAUAAUAAUAAAGUUUAUUUAAAAAACACGCUUCAUCCCCAAAGGCUCGAAGCGCGGUACAAAGUAAAAAAAAAAAAUGUUUUUUAAAAAUUAAAAAAUUAUAAUUUACCACAUUUAAAACAAACGCAACACUACAAAAACUAAUUACAAGCAUACUAAGUCAAAGUAUUUCUACCCAUUUCAACCCUAAGAAACACAGUCAAUAUGCAUUAAAUGGAAAAUAUGGUAGAUAAUCAUCCUAGAAGGUGUUUGCGAAAUAGAUGUGUCUUUUGAAAUCGGUUUUAAAGUACUCCAAUGUCUGGUUGUUUCUGAGAUCGACUGGAAGGGCGUUCCAAAUUGUUGGACCAGCAAAUGCGAAAGUGCGCUUUCCGUAAGUCUCAAGGCAACACGUGGUGUCGAGAGUUUGCCACUGUAGGAUGAGCGGAGUAGUCUAGUGGGUACAUAAGGCGUCAGCAGCUCUUUCAGAUAGGUCGGCACCAGGUCAUGCAAGCAGCGGUAGCACAACGUUGCGAUUUUGUACUUAAUGCGAGCACGGACCGGCAGCCAGUACAACUCUCUCAGAAGUGUUUUAGCAUGGUCGAACUUGCGUUUGCAAGUCCAAAUUUCAAAUAAAAACUUCUUGUUACAAAGUGCAAGGCUACUUGACAUUUGGGACCGCUGUUCUGAGGAGUGCUGAUAAUAGACCUGUUUACUCAUGCGAUUAGGCAUACAAUAUACCACUUUGAGAUGUCUCGUAUGCCAAGACCUGUCAGAACUGCAUCUAUAAAAUACCACCGCCACACUUUCGUAUUGAUAGUGGUAUAUAGUUGCUUUGUGCUUCAUAAUGAACUCGCUUAACAAAGUGACAGGAAUAUUAGCGUAGUCACCCUAGUGACAAUUUUAGUGAAUCUGGGGCCAUCCAUAUAUUUUGCAUGCACUGAGGCAGUAACUUCCAGCUGCAACAAGAUGGCAGAAAAACAAAACAAAAAGAACACAAAAGGAAGGAAACAUGGAUUUCACCAAAAAUUAAUUGUUGGAAAUAGUUCCUUCUGUGGAAAAUAUGAUUAAGAAUCUUGACAGGAUCAGAAUCUUUUUUCAGAUACAUAUUUUUUCCUUUCAACAACAUUUUGUUAACAAAAUCUUCAUUAUUACUAUACAAAGGAUAACUUCAAGCAACAAAAAGGCUGUAUAGUAAUACACAAAAGGAAGGAAUUCUUAAUUUCAACAAAAAUUAUUUAUAGGAAAUAAUCAUUUAAGUGGAAAUAUACUAAAGACUCUGGCCGGAAGAGGUAGUACCCCUGAUGGGGGAAAAAGUUGUGUUCCUAGGAGCAGUUCGUCCGCCUUGGUCCUCUCCUGUCACUCAACUCUCACCGGAGGCUCCCCGUAGCUGAUAACAUGCAACAGCGGCCAUACCUUGAGCAACAGCUUCCACUGUCCAGCUAAACCAGGUGAGUGUAGCUGAUGAGCCUCAAACCCUCAGUGAUUUAGGUCUGCCUACCUACUGCAUGCGAAGCCUGGUCGUCAACAGAUCCUGCGGAGGAGACCAUGAUGGCGAUUACAGCAACGCAUCGUGGAGUGUGUAGAGCAAGAUAAGGCACAUAGAACAUUUAGGUCAUCCACUGCAUGCGUACCCAUCUCCGGUCGUCUUGACUUAGUCUUGCCACUGGACAAAGUGGGUCCGGACGAGAGAGUGAGGUUGAUGCUGCUCAACUCUUCCUCAAUUUAAACAAAGUCAUCCGCGCAAGUCAUCAGUCAUCCAACACCCAUCCCAAGUCCUGUGGGGACGGGCAGGCUCUCCUAAAUGCAAUAGGCAUGGUCUAGAACAGGUGCCCAAAACAUUGCCUGCUCCUUCACACCCUGGCCGGCUAAACACGGUGGGCGGGGACCCAAUUUCUGCUGUAGAAAAUCAAAGAUAAACUCUAUUUCACUUAAAAUUGCCACAUUGAACAUCCGUACACUGCUUGACUGGGACAUUUUUAUUAUUCCGAGCACGGGUCGGACUAGCAAGCCACCUACGAGCUCACCGUAACCCACCCUCCCCCCUAACUGGAUGACUCCCUGGUCCUAUUACAUUUUGACGGACGAAAAACAACAACAACAUGAACUGAAAUAUGGGGGGGGGGGGGGUGGUCAAUUUUUUCCUCUUUGCUUAGGGGGGGAGCUCGGAGGAAUUGAGCUCAUUGAUGAUCAGUGAGAACCUGUACCUCAUUUGCUUCAUGGUCUGAAUAGGUCAAAGGUCAUUUCAAUUUUUUACUCUUUGCGUAAGGGGGAGGUGUGGAAUCUAAAAGCCCUAAUACAAUCAGCAUGUGGAAUUGAUGUGUAAAAACGAGCAGAAAUCAAACAAAGACACACCAGUAAGAAUUAGAAGGAAAAAUAAUUAAUUCAGCUUUUUGGAUCAAUAUCAACAAAUGGAAUUAAUGCUCUUCAAUUAAUGUCCCUCAAUUUCCCUGUAUUUCUUUUCGUAUUAUUUUAAAUGUAUCUAAAAUAUUUUAUUAUGUUAAAAUCUUAUUUUUCGCAGUAAUAAUACAUAAAUUCUUAUACUUCCUGUAAUCUUAGAUUUAGAAAAAACCAACUUCCAGCAAAAACAAUGGCAAACAAUAUAGUUUUUGAACUAGUUUCUACUUCUGGUCUUUUUUUCAUUUGUCCUGUCUGCUGAGGAAGGCUCUUAUUCGAAACUUUCUUCUAUUAUUUUCCUGUCUUUCUAUUCAAGAUUCCGCAAACCUUGUUCUACUGUUUCCUUCUAAUAGGUUAAGGCUAAAUAAAGACUAAGGCUUAUUAAGAUGACCAUUUUUGUUUUCAAAAUCAAAACCAGGACAUUUUAAACCAGGACAUUUACUAUGAUUUAAAUUGUUUUAUGCUAUGGGUAUCCAAAAAUAAUUAUUUCUGAUUACAGUUACACUGAGAUCUCAUCUGUCAAUGAGGUGGAGAUCUCUUCUGUCAAUGAGGUGGAGAUAUCUUUAGUCAAUGAGGUGGAGAUCUCUUUUGUCAAUGAGGCAGAUAUCUCUUCUGUCAUUUAGGCGGAGAUCUCUUCUGUCAAUGAAGCAUUCUUUUGAAAAUUUUGUGAUGCCAAUUUUAAUUAAUUACAUUUCUUUUAGUUUUUUAAAUUUUUAUGCCAGAAUAGGUUUCAAAUUUGGAAUACCUAUAUGUUAUAUUUUUAAAAAUUCAAUUUUUAAUUAAAAAAAAUAAAUAUUAUAAAAGCCUAAAUACUUUGUUCCAUGUGAUUGAUUGAUGCAACAUUCAGUUUCUGAAUGGAAAAACAAUUAGCCAAGAAGGGGAGAGGCAGAGGGAACUUAAUCCCACAGACCACACAUCAUUCACCAGAGUGUGUUUUGGUGUUGGAAUGUCGAGAUUACUGCAUGCAUCUUUUCCAUAUCAACAUAGGAUUUAUGAAUAGAGAAUGUUCCACUCAUAUUUGGUGGGUGUUGGGGGAUCAUGUCAAUAGAAGUUAGAAAUAGGAAGAGUUGCAUUUUUUUGCAUUAGAAAAAGUAUCUUCUCAGUUCUGGGAUCGAUAAAUUAUUUAGUGGAAUCACUUCAUUUAUAUAGUCAUUUCUUUUUAAUGGCAUCUGCCAUGUCAUUCAAAUUUAUAAAAUUAAUAAAGUAUUUUCUUUGCAAAAAGACAGAAAAAUUUGAAAUAAGUCAUUUCGCAGGCUUAGUGGUGCAGAAUGCAUAAAACAAUCAUUAUUGGAUUAGCCACAAACUUACUUUUAAUCAAUGUAAGGCUACAGAAAUUAAUGUAAUAUAUUAAUAGGGUUUUCCGACUUGAAAAUAGCUCAAGGGAAAGGAUUGGCAACCUUUUUUGAGUAUGAGCCAUUUUGUAAAUAAUUUACAUUAAACUAUUUAUAGAACCGCUGACAGUAAUGAAAGGGGAGAGCAAUGUGUUAAGGCACCUGGAGUAAUAUUUUCUUCUGAUGCGUUUUAAGUUUAAACUACAUCAAAAUAAAUAUAAUUAAAUUAUUUAUUCAGUCUUUUUAAAGUACAAAGUUAUAUGUUUAGUAAUAAAAAUAACCACUUUUUUUUUUCAUUCUGUAGUUGCAGGUUGAUGAUCACCGCCUUUAGAUCUUUUUUAAUGUACUGCAAAGUGUGUAAGGCCUUUACAAUAUUAACCAUGUGUUUUUCAGUUUAAAUUUUUUAAAAGCUUUCUAUUUGUCAUGGGUCACAAACUUUGCAGUUUGCCCGUUGAACAGCCUGGACUUAUGAUGUGAUUGGAGAUCGAGACAGCAAAAUAAAAAUAAAAAAUUAGAUCAAGUCCAGUGUGGAUCAGAAAAAAAUAUAUUUUUCAGUCAAUAUUAUCUGAUAUUCUCAUGAUUAUUUUUGCAGAAUGAAGGUGAAAUGAAACUGUUACGUAUUAAAGUGAUCGAAGGUGUUAAUUUAGCAAAAAAAGACAUAUUUGGUGCUAGGUAAGUUUGCAAUGCAAUUUUAUUAAGGCCAGCAGUUUUAUAGUUUAAGUAAAGGUCGACAUAUUUUAUGUAUUUUUUAUUUAAUUUUUUGUUUCUCCUUUCAUAAAGGAUUGAUUAAAAUCAGUUUUUCUUUUCCUAUUUUUUUAUAGUGACCCCUAUGUAAAACUAUCUUUGAAUCAAAAAGGAGUUCUUGUUGAUACUAAACAAACCCAUGUUGUUAAGAAAGUAAGUAUACUAAUGUUAUACAUUUUUUUACUUGCUGUUGUAUGUAUUUUAGUUUUUGUCAGAUUUUCUUUUGUUUUGAGUUUUUCCAUGACAUAUCACAGAUUAAAAAAAAAAAAUUUCACCAGAAAUAUUUUUGAUAACUGUAUCUUCUGAAAUUCACGUAAUAAUAAACAUUAUUAACAAAAUUUUACUUUGAUAAUUAAUUAAAAAGAUAAUCCCUUGAAACAAACAUACUUUAAAUCUUGAUAUAUUUUUUUCUUUUAGUCUCUCAAUCCUAAGUGGUAUGAGGAGUUUAUAUUUAGGGUAAGUCUUCAAUAGAAACCAUGAUUUAAAAAGGGAACAAACAUUAAUACUGAUUUUAGAAAUAAUUAUUUAAAAAAAUCAUUAAUGAAUGCUUCUUGAAAAUUUGUUUGAGUGUACACAGGAGAGUUAACAGCAUUACUUGAAAUACUUUCAGGUUUUUAUUGGAUGAGAAGUCCUUAAAAAAUCAACUAUUCUGUAACCAAAUGAUGCAUUUUAGUGGCUCCUUUAUUGACAUUGAAUGAACAGUUUGAAUUACUUGUACAAGUUAAUUUUAAUCUUGAAAACUCUCACAGGUAAAUCCAGAAAACAGUAUCAUCCUCCUGGAAGUUUUUGAUUCCAAUCGUGUGGUAAGUUUUGAACUGACAUGGACAUAAAUAUUGAUAAAUGUAAUUAAAUGAUCUUGAUUAAAACAUCUAAAUUUUAAUUUAAAUCUAAUACUUACUAACAUGUCUUAAAAGAAUAUAAAAAAUUAUUCUGUCCUCUUAUACUGUUUUUUUUUUAUUAUUAAGGGUAGUCAUGUAACUAAAUAUCAAUAUUAUUCCUAGUAUUAAAAAAAUAUUACAGCUAAUCUUAAUAUAAAAGAAGCAAGAAUUUAUUUUCAGACAUAAGUCAAUUUUUGGAGAUUUAUAAAUUGUUUUUUUUUUUUUACAAGCAAGCAUAAUAUUGAUAUAUUGUUUAAGACAAUGUACUAUGUAUAGAUAUAAAUUUAGGAUAUUAAAGAACACUUUUUGGUUUAAUAAUUCUUGUUUGCUUUAACUGCAUUUUAACAAAAAAUUGUUUGUUUCAUUUAGACCCGAGAUGACUUUUUAGGUUUGAUUGAGCUGAACUUAAAUCACAUGUCUAUUGUAACAGAAAGAACUGGCAGAGACAUUUCUUGUAAAAAUUUUGUUCUAAGACCUAGAAGGUGGGUACUUCAGGCACUGGAAGGAUAUCUUAUAUUGUAACUGAGAAAUUCCCAUACUUUUUAAUUUGGAUUAAUACUUAAAACAGAUUUUUAAAGACUGAUGAACACUUGGAGAUGAUAUUUAAAAGGGGUGGAUGUACUUGAAAGGAACACUCGAUAGGAGUGGAUUAUCAGCUAAAAAGACAAAUAUAUUAGCAUUAAUCAUUCAUUUUAAAUGUAGAACAAAUUAUAAUUUUAUUAAACUUUUUGUAUUUUAGUUCCCGUUCAAGGGUUCGGGGCCACUUAUCUCUUUAUUUAGCCUAUAUAGGCAAUGAAGAUGAAAGAGACGGAGCAGAUGACACAGCAUCAGGCGUUGCUCUGAAUGAGGUUAGUAAUAGUUAACCUGCUAUCUAUGUCAAUUCAUGUGAAUGUGUAUAGGGACAUUUUUAAAGUUUUUUUUUUAAUUGGUUAAAUUUGAGAUUAGUUGUUAACCUUAGAUUUUACUUGCUUCACCUGGAUUGAAUGGACAUAAUUAUUACCCAACAUGUGAUAAUUUUUUCCUCUUUUUUUAAUUUAUCUUUUCGUAAUUAUUUUGAAGCAGCCUGGCUGGGAAUUGGUGGAGCUUGAGCCUUCUCCUGCAUCAGAUGUUGGGGCCUCUGGACCUACAGUACAGGACCAGGAUUCUAGUGUAAAUCGCCAGCCCUUACCACCUGGUUGGGAACAUCAGACUGAUCCAUCUGGUAAAGUUUACUAUGUUAAUCACUCUACAAGAACAACACAGUGGAAUAGACCUACUGAGUAAGUUAAUCCAGUUAAUUUUUUAAAAAAUAAUUUUUUUUUUAACCAAUGUAGAAUUUCUGUUGGUUUAUUUUAUGCUUGAAAUGUAUAAUUAAAGAAUAGGUGGGUUUCUAAAUAUGUUUUUUCUUCUUAUUGAAUAACUUCAUUAGGUCAUCCACAUUGCCACCAGGAUGGGAAGAGAGGACAGAUGCUAAUGGACGAUUUUAUUAUGUCAAUCACCUCACACGCACCACACAGUGGGAGAGACCAAUAGGGUAGAGCUUUUUUUUUAAUUUAAGAGACUAUGGUAUGAUAUAAGUUGACUUAAUAAAUAAAUGAUUAUAAUUUAUGCGACUCUUAACGGGUGAACAAACUGAGAAAUAGGAUUACUAGGAUUAAAGCAAAAUUAAUUCCAUUUCCUCUUAUAUAGUGGAGCAGACACUCCUUCUGCGGUUGACGUUCAACGUCAGCGCAGUUUAGAAGCCCAGCAAUUGUACAGAAAUCGUAGACACAUUAGCCAAGAUGACACUCUUAGUCUCUCUACCUCAGUUAGUGAAACUAAUAUACACGGGGACGAGGAAAGAAGGGUGAGUACAUAUUUUUAAUUAAUUAAUUUAAUAUCCAUCAAAAUUAUUUAUCAGCUUAUAAUUUCCUUGAGAAAUUCCUCUACUGAAUUAUAUAGUUGUUACAAUUAAAAAUUUAAUUAUUAAUUUUUAUAAGUCUUAAAGAUAACUAUGCUCUUUAACACUAUGUUAUGUUUUCAUUUUACAUUAAUUUAAGUAAAAGGACAGUGGCUUUAAAAGGUAUAAAUAUUAGAAAGUUCAAAUUCCUUUUUUUUUUAUUUUAUAAAAAACAAACAAAUGGUAUUUGUAUUUUUUAUGAAAUUCUUUAAAAAAUAGUGUUUGAAAUGUUUUAAAAAAAUUAAUGUUAUAUAAGUUGUCAAAUUUAACGCAUUUAUUGACAAAAGACCACACAUGAUAGUUUCAACCAAUGUUCAAGUUGGAUUUGCAAAGACAUCCUAAACCUAGUACAAAUACAAAUUAUUUUUCCAAAAUUGAUCAGGUUUUGCAAUUAAUAUUAUAUUUCUUCAAAUUGAAUUUCUUAAACUGACUUAUUAUUUUAUUUUAACUCAAAUAUAAAAUAUCUACAUCACACAAACAAGACUCCCUAAUUAAUAAUUUAAUUUCAACUUUAAAUAAAAUACAUCUUCUACGUGCAUGAUGCUACUGAACAUGAUUAUAGUGGGUUGUGGGGGAUAGCCCAUUGCACAAUAAUUAUAUCAUUAGUUAUGUAUUUACUAAACCAGGAUUAACAGUUUAAUGGAUUAAUGGAUAAAACUACACAUGUGAUUGUAGAUCAAAUGUUGACAUGGAUUUAAAUUUAAAUAUUUUUUAUUUAGUUUACAACAUUCACAGUUUAAUUUAAAUUACCCUUGCACUAUAUGUCUGAUCUUUUGACCACUGAUGUGUAAAACUAUCUGGGUUGAUGGUGAAAAAACAACUUAAUCCCCCUUAAACCCUGAAGCACUUUUAUUAUAUUUAUAUUUGCAAUAUCACCUAAUUUUAUGACUAAAUUAAAGUUACAUAAUUUUAUCAGCUCUAAAAAAACACAUAGUAAAUUUUUAAAUAUUUUUUUUUAACCUCACUAGAGUUUUAAAAAUUCCUAAAUAAAAUUUUAAGACAAUUCUUUCCAAAACCAACAGACAUGGAAUAUUUAUGUCUUAUGAAUACUCGAAUCAUUUGCAGAUUUUUAUCUUUAGAGCUGGCCUUCUGUCACAUAUUGAAAUUCUUAAAUGGGAAAAUGAAAUAUGUUUGUUUCCUUAAAAAUCUUUAUUUCACCAUGAAAUAAGUAUAUACGAAAAGAAAGAUAUGACUUUUGAAUGCUUCGUUUGUUUUGCUAUUGGACUCUUUAAAGUCAAAAAAGCCAAAUAAAUCUCUUAUUAUUGUAAGUUACAAUCAUAUUUGUUUAUUUUUAUAUUAAGUGAGCACAUUUAUGCAUAUCCUCUCUUCAAAGAGUUUAUUUAAGGAGCAGAUUUGAAUCAACACAGACCUCUGCAUUUCAUUAGCAAAUAAUUUAUAUAAAAAUUAAUCUCAGAAAGAAUUGACUUUAAUUUAAUAAAUCUUAAUUCAACAUGUUUUAUUUUAAAGUUUUUAAAAACAUAUAUAUACAUAUAAAUUAUUGAUAAGGCAAGCCUGGAAAUGAAUAUAUACAGUAUUAUUAAUAAAGAACAUGUAAAUUAUCUUUUUAAGUAGAAUAUAUCAUCAGUUUGAACUACUAAUUCUUUUUGUUCCAGAGACGAAGUAUGCCUUCAUCAGUAAGUCAUCUUUCCACUUAAAAUGUUUGAUUAGUCUUUGUCUGACUUGGAGACUUGCUUUUUUUCAAUGUAUGUAAAUGAUUUUUUUUUAAAGUUCACGCCCACACUAAUCCAACACUUGUGCACUUAACAAGAUCUGUGGUAAUGCAUUGAGAGAACAAUCUGUUGUUUCAGUUAAUUGAUGUGUGUAAUAAUUGUAAUUUUUUUUGUUUGAUCAGCACAUAGGGUCUGAAGAUCCUGAGGAGGAACCUCUCCCUGCUGGAUGGGCUAUUGGUAUAGCUCCUAAUGGACGAACUUUUUAUAUUGAUCACAAUACACGUGCAACCAGUUGGGUGAGUUGUUUUAAACAUCUUAAAAUUUGCUAAAUUUACAUGUUUCUUGAUGUCUCUGUGUAAUUCGCUUUAUAUUAACAUGUUUCUUUCUUUCUCUGUGUAAAGCACAUAAAGUCUCACCCUUUCUUCAUUCAAACUUUGACAUGGUGACAAAUUUUAAGAUAGAGCACUUCAUAACAUAGACAGUAGAGGUAUCUAUUUAUGGAUGGUUAGUUUGAAGUGACAGACAGAUGGUAGAUGUAGUCAAAGAUAGACCCAGGGAUAUACACUUAUAGGAAAGAGCCAUCAUUAAUUUUGUUGUUCGAUGUUCAUCAAUACAUAUUUUCUAUAUUACUGUUGCUGAGGAGUUGUUUGACUAUUUUUAGUAUCCUGUGUUGUCUUCAUUCUUCUUUUCAAAGUCUGCGUUAAUAAAUCAUCACAGAGAGAAGCAGCCCUUUAUUAGCCACUGUAACACCAAUACUUUUUGUACAUGACCAUAAGUAAGGGCCAUAUCCACAUAAUUCAGGUGGAAUCAGGGCCACAUAAUUCUGUCUCUUCUCUGAUAGAUUGAAGCAUGGAAAACAAGUUAGGUCACCAAAAAACAAAGUAAAUAGAACACCACUAUUCUGGUGAUCAGUGAAACAAGAUUGAUGGGAGCUGGUUGGGCAAAAUGAAAAGCAGGAAAACAGCUUAGCACUCUGGUCUUUAGCAUGAUGACGGAGUAGCAAUAAUAAUCUUAAAGGGUGUAAAUAAAGUAUUUUUUAUAAAAAAAUCUAUGUUUUUAUGAUGACAGGAAGAUCCUAGAAAGUUAGCUCUGCAUCGAGUUGGAUCUCUUAGAACAACAGAAUCUCCAAGUCCCCUUUUCCGAUCUUCUUCCGUUGAGGACUUAUUACACAACCUUGGUCCUUUACCUGUAAGUUUGUAUAUUUAAAUUAUAUAAAUUUAACAAUUUUUCUUGUUGUUGUUUGUAUUCCUUAUUUGGAACAUAAUUUAAGUCUCAAGUGCAUGUAUCAAGUUAUCAGUUAUUAAAUUCUCACCUAUGGUGUUAAUUGCCAGGCUGCAUUGAUAUAACUAUUGUUGAAGGAAAUUUUUGACACAAAUUCACAACCAUCUGUUCAGUCAACAGACAUACUUACUCUUAUGAUUUUGGUGUACAAUGUAUGAUUUUGAGAUUUCAUUUAUGAUUGUACACUGAGACCUGUCAGAACCCCUGUGGGGGGAAAUGGGGGGGUGGGGGGGGUGUUGGUACUUGUCAAUUCAUCAAGGCCAAAAAUAGAAUAAACAGCAGCUUAACUCCUGUUCCGUAGUUUUGAUAAUAAUUGGACAUCUAUGGGAUGACUAGGUCCACUGGUUGACCUCAACCAUAGUGGCUAACUGGUUCUGAAAAAUAAACAUAUUGCAUUGUUACCAUAAAAUCUUUUACUGAUUUGUUCUUACUUUCUUCUCUUUUUUUUUUAAACUUUACUGUAACAGCCUGGUUGGGAAGAAAGGACACAUUCAGAUGGCAGAGUGUUUUUCAUUGAUCACAGUAAGUUAUAAAUGGAUCGAUCAAAAAUGGAUCAAUUUAUUUUUUACAACUGCCAACUUAGUGAUAGAUAUAUUUUAAAAUUCUACUUGAAUAUAAAUGUCUAUAAUAAAACUUCAAUACUAUUUAUAUCUUUAAUAUUUUUUGUUGAUAUUGAUUCCUUAUUCCCAGUGUAGGGAAUUGAUUAACCAUUUCCACAUAUCUGUCUCUACUUUUAAAGUAUUUGAAUGCAGUUUUUUUUAACGUUCUUUGUAAAAUACUUACUUCUGCCUUCUUUGGUAGUCUACAGUAUAUAAUUGUAAAGCAUAGAAUACAGCAUUUUCAACUUGUGUGUAAGAUGAUAAUCAGCUAGUUUUAAGGAAUCAACACAACACUUGUUUAGGCUGUUAGUUUAUUAAUCCUACUGUCUCCUUAUGUGGGUUAUCAAUCUCGCAUCCAACCCUGACGGGCCAGGUCUUGUCUUCUUGAGUUGUGGACUGUUUAUUUCUAAUGGCAGUCUUUCCUGCAGUCUUUCUUGGCAGGACCACUGGACUCAUGAAACUUGACGCAUUUCUCCACUCCAGCCAUCCCAGCUUAUAUUCUCUAAACUUUCUACCCUUGUCUGAUCCAACCACAUUUGGAACCCUGGCCGAAUUUGCAGCAUAUUUGUUCUCACAUGCUCAACAUGAAAAGGUUGACUUUUCAUCUUAAUACAACAGCCCUACUCCAUCUCCCAUAACUACCUUUGUGCCCGCCUAGACAUCUAACAUUGAUCAAACAUUCCAUCUCUAUACUUGCUGAUGUUUUCAAAGACAGUGAUUCUUUUCAAUUGAAUUUUCCCAAUAUGCCCUGCCUAGUGCAUUAUGCAAACAAACAUCAAUGGUCAUUUCCAGGCUCUGUGUUCUAUUUUAUGCAUAUUUUGUUCCAAGGUUAGACAUGAGCAGUUGCCUUUUAUUUUUGGAAUAUAGGUGGUUUUUUUUGACUGCCAUCUUUGUUAUCUUCCUUGUUUUGUUGGUAAAUGUCAGCUGGGGAAUCACAGUUCUGGACUGCUGGCAGUGCUUUUCUCUGCAAAAGUAGCAUAUUGUCAAAAAAUUUCAUUAUUGCAAUUUAAAUUAUUUAACAUAAUGGCAAUUAUUCCUUGAUCUACUGUGACAAAAUUUUGCUGCUUUCAAUAUUCCAAUUCUUAUUUCUAUGCUUAAAUUUUUUUUUACCUUAAAUCCAUUUAUCUUCCUUUAUAGAUAAUAAAACCACUCAUUGGGAGGAUCCUCGUUUACAAAAGAUUGGUGGUCCAGUAAGUAUUUUUUCAAUAAGAUUGUUACAUAGAAAUGAAAAUCACCAAUUCUGAUUUCCCUCCAAAGAAACAUUUGAAUGUGUCAUUAUAAUCACCAAUGGUCCUUAAUUUUUCGGUUCUUGGAUCUAUUUUUUGGGGUCGCUAAAUGUUGGCAUGGAGUUAAAUUACUAGCACCUUCGUUAUAUUUUGAAGGUCAGAAUUAGAAACUGAUAAAAAAACAGUGAAUUUUAUUUUGAACCAAAAAAAGGUAAACCUGCAAAUAUUUUAAUUGCCAGUCUCAGAAAAUUUUAUUGCUUGAUAUAUUUCUUUCCAUCACAUUUGAUACCACACAAAUAAUCACUAUAUAAUUUUGUUAUGAAAUUGAUUUAAAUGAUAACUUUCAAUUUAGGCUAUUCCAUAUUCAAGAGACUACAAGCGCAAAUAUGAAUACUUCAGAUCAAAGUUACGAAAGCCGGUGAGUAGAUUUAGCAAAGUUAUUCAAUAGUCACUGUUCAAGUUAAAAAACGAACUAAUUUUUUACAACCGAAUUGGACGUACUCUGACAAGUCUAUUUGAACAAAUUGGUAAUACAAUGAGAUAUAAUAUGAGACUUAAAAGGCUGCUACUUAAAUAUUUUUUUUUACACAAUUUAGCCCUCACAUAGGUCAAAAUGUUUUCUUUUAGCUUCAUGGUGAUCAUAUUUUUAUGUUAAACUGAGCAAAAACAAAAUGAAAUAAAAAUACUGGUUUUGCACACUACUCAUUUAACUCAUUUAUAAAGGAGAUUUUUUUUGGUUUGAUGAUUUGAUUAAAGUUAAAUUAUUCAACAACUCAAUUUGGACUAAAUUAACUUGUUUGAGAAUACUCAUCAAAUCAGCAGUGAAAUGUUGAUAAGGUUAGACUUGUGCUGUGCAAGCCUGUUAUUUAUAAAUGAAUGGUUUUUGAUGUUGGUUCAAUAGCUGUUAGUGAGUUUUUCAACUUUCCAGAGUUCUUUGCCAAAUAAAAUUGACAUCAAAGUGACAAGGAGGAAUGUCUUUGAGGAUUCCUUCAGGCUGAUAAUGGGUGUAAAAAAUCCAGAGAUGUUGAAAACAAGGUGAUUAUUUAAAAUUUGUCAUUAUCAUCUAUUCUCAAUCACCAAGUAUUUGGAUUGACAAUGUCAUUGUUAUUUUGGAGCCUUUUUUUUUUAUUAUACCCAGGGUAAUUGCCCACUGUUGAUUUUAGUACUCAUCUUUACUGUUUUCAUCAAAAAAAUAUAAUCUACUCCAAGCAUGACUUCGAAAUUUGAGCAUUAUUGACUCCAGUUUUAGAAUAUUCUGAAGAAUGGCAACAAAAUGCCAGGGUAUUACAGGGUAAUUUUACUUUUAUAAAUAAAAAUUGUAGAAAGAACACAAUUUUACUCCUAUUUCCAAAAAUCUUUUGUCAAAUUAUGUAUUUGGGAAGAAAUCUUUUAAAUCUCUUUCAAAAACCCACAAGGCAAAUGCUCUUGUAUAUAUGUUUCAUUAUUUCAGGUUGUGGAUUGAAUUUGAUGGGGAAAUCGGUCUAGAUUAUGGUGGAGUCUCCAGAGAAUGGUUUUAUCUUCUAUCCAAAGAAAUGUUCAAUCCUUACUAUGGACUUUUUGAAUAUUCUGCAACGUAAGUUUAAAACUUAAGGAAACUCAUUUCAUUAAAUCUUUAAAAUAUUUGUGAAAUUAUAAUAAAAUUAUAGUUAUCAAAUAUAAUCUUCACAUAUCUUGCCUUAGUCACUAUACCACAAUUUUUUUUUUCCACCAGGGAUAAUUACACACUUCAGAUAAAUGCUCUCUCUGGGCUUUUGAAUGAAGAACAUCUAGAUCUACAAUACUUUGAAUUUGUUGGUCGUAUUGCAGGAAUGGCAGUUUUCCAUGGAAAGUUAUUAGAUGGUAAGUACAGUACCAAUAUGUAUGCAUAGAGUCAUGGAGUAAAACUAAUUUGUUGUCAUUUAAUCUUGUUAGUUAGAAGAAGUAAAUUUUUAUAUGAAAUAAAAUGAUGCAAUAAAUCCUUCUAUUCACCCCACAGCCUUUUUCAUCAGACCUUUCUACAAAAUGAUGCUGAAGAAAGCCAUCACAUUAAAUGACAUGGAGUCAGUUGUAAGUAAAAAUGAUGUGGAAUUUAAAAUUGAAUUUAUUUUAUUAUGUCUUUCCAAAUAUAUUAUUACCUUGUAUAGCAUAUUACAAAGUUAAUAUAAGCAAAGCCACAUUUGAAGAUUUAUUGAAAAAUAUUGUGCCUUUUGUAACACUUAUUUUUUUUAAUGAAUUUUUAUUUAUAUAUGUUGAAGCCAUAUCCUAAUGUAUAUAAACACAUAAAAGCAGUUCCAGCGAUAUAUUUAGAAUUUGAGAACUAUUCCUACUGUUUAACAUUUGUUUAAUAAGCAACAUUUACAUCCAAGCCACUAAAUUUGGUUUAAUUAUUAGUUUAUUUAUUUCAUUAUUUAUUCAUUGUAUAGUUUUCAUAUUAUAACUGCUAUUUUCUUUACAGUAUAUUUAUAAUUCCAUCACUUUCUGCUAUAAAUAAUGCGAUACUGAACGAGGUUUAAAAGAAAUAAUAUUUUUUUAAAUAGUGUUCUGGAAGUGUUUUGCUAGGAGUUUAACUUCUCAAGUACCGGGUACUCCAAACUUGCACCCCUGAAAUGAAUGGGUUGAAAUUUUUGUAUAAAUUAAUUUAUUUACAGGAGGAAGUGUAAAAACCUUGUGAUUUGGCUUAAUUAAAUAGUCCAAUAAUUUCUUAUAAAAUCUUUUAUGUUUGAUUAGGAUUCAGAGUACUACAACUCUCUAAUUUGGAUACAAGAUCACGAUCCAACAGAGUUAGACAUGUACUUUUCAGUUGAGGAAGACCAGUUUGGUGAGGUAGGAUAUCUUCAAGUUUUGAGUUUAUUUGCAAACCUUUUUUAAAAGUCUAUGUUAAUUAUUCAAUGACUUAAAAGUACAGUACUUAACAUUUAUUUAGUUUUAGUUGAUGUAAUUAAUCCAGAAUAAUUAACAUAUCUUUUUUUUUUUAAUGCUGUUCAGAUUAAGGAGAAAGAAUUGAAACAAAAUGGAAAAAAUAUUCAAGUAACAAAUGAAAACAAACUUGAGUAUAUAAAGUAAGUCAGCUCUCUCCAUUUUCAAUCAUCGAAGAUUUUGUGAUGUCUUUGCAACAUAAAAAUUAAUUAAAGGGUGAAGUGCUAUUUAAAACUUAAUCUGAAGAUAUGGAGGGGGGGGGGGGUGUAAUUUAUUAAUGUUUAAAUGUUUCCAAGUGUGUUCCUUACUUUAAUUUUUGUUAUAUUUAAAAAAAUUAAAGGGUGAAGUGCUAUUUAAAACUUAAUCUGAAGAUAUGGAGGGGGGGGGGGGGUGUAAUUUAUUAAUGUUUAAAUAGUUCCAAGUGUGUUACUUACCUUAAUUUUUGUUAUAUUUAAAAAAGAUUAUAAAUUAAAAUCAGUUUGUGGCAUUUAUUUGAACAUUUUUAUUGCUUCAUUUUUGUGGCAUCUUUAUAUUUUUAGCUGCAUAAUUAAGUGGAGGUUUUCGUCAAGAAUCGACACACAAAUGAAAGCAUUUAUGAAAGGAUUCAAUGCUCUCAUUCCGCAGGAUUUAUUACAAAUAUUUGAUGAGAAUGAAUUGGAGGUAAAUAUUUUCUGCCUGAUGCUUUAUCUUUGCUUUUUUUAAGUUUAAAUUUAAUUCUAAAAUUUGUAAAAAUCAAACCUUGGGUUUCAUUAACGUGAAUAAAUCAUUUAAACCGAUGGCAGCUGCAAGACUGGAUAAUUUCUCUUUAAAUUUCAUUUUAAAAAAAAUUCUAUUGUAACUGAGCCUUACAAAAUAAUAACUUUUGGUCAGUGCAUAAAGAGCAGUGCAAUCUAACAUAGGUUCUAAAGUUCAGUAGCAUAUCCUCCUGGGAUUAUGGGAUGGUUAUAACUUCUCUUAGAGCCCUUCUUUUGAAGCUUAAUUACAAAGAAUAUGAAUUUAAAAUUCUUGGAAAUGCUAAUGCCAAGAGUAAGUAGUGUAGGUCUUAAAAAUGCCUAUUUAGAAUUUUAAAUUAUUUUAACUUUUUUAUUUGGUUUCAAUUUGCAUGUGAUUCUCUUAUCAGAAUAAGUAUUUUAUACUUAUAGUUUUACCCCCAAUUUUUUGUAGUUGUUGAUGUGUGGACUGCAAGAUGUUGAUGUUAAUAAUUGGAAACAGAAUACAGCCUAUAAAGGAGAAUAUAAUCCAAACCAUCCUGUCAUCAUCAACUUUUGGAAGGUACUCAAUAUCAUUUAUGUUCUAAUACCAUUGAUAUAACAUGUACAUUUGUCUAACAUAAAUACUUUAAUUGUUCUAUUACAUAAUGCUUUUGAGCAAAAAUACAAAACUAAAAGUCAGAUAAUUUUAAAAUCCAAAAUGUCAAAAGCUUUUAGAUCAGAAAUUGUCUCUUUUUCCCCAGUGCGUUUACUCUUUCAACAAUGAAAUGCGAUCCAGGCUUUUACAAUUUGUCACCGGCACCUCAAGAGUUCCCAUGAAUGGUUUUGCAGAACUUUAUGGCAGCAAUGGGCCACAGCUUUUCACGAUAGAGAAGUGGGGCAACACUAAUCAGUUCCCAAGGGCUCACACUUGGUAAUUGAAAGUUAUUAGCUAGUGUACACAUUUUGUGCUUUUGUGACAUGAAAACUCACAAUUAAUGUUAUAUCACUUGGUGUUCACCACAUUAUUAAACAAGUAAUGCUAAUAAUAUUUAUCAAAAUUAAAUUACAGUUUCAACAGACUGGACUUGCCACCUUAUAAUACUUACCAUGAACUGAGAAGUAAACUUAUGACAGCCAUAGAGAACACUCAAGGAUUUGAAGGUGUCGACUGAACAGCAGUGAAGCAGGUGCAAGCAUUCAAUCAAAUCUAAAGGAUUGCAUUGUAUAUUUUUUCUAGGGGGCUGUUAUCAUAAAAUGGUUAUUUACAGACUGAGACUCUUGAUUUGGUCUUAUUCAUUUGCUCUGAAAUCUGGACACAGUUUUAUGCGUUAGGUGUACUUUAUCCUAGUCAAAUGUCAUUUGAGAGUAGUUCAAAAUUAUCUUGGACAAUAGGCCCUACAUAUCUGUUAGCCAUAUUCCAUGUGAUUAAUUUGAAAUUAUAUUGAACUGCCCCAAUAAAACUAAAAUUGGAAGCCUCUUUAAAAUACAUCUGCCAAUGUAAUGCAUUUCUGAAAGGGAUAAAAAUUGUUAAAACCUCUUUAAAUUCUAACGUUGUUGAUCUCAUUUUAGGUUAUAUUAUCUCGGAUGUGUCAUUAAAAAAAUGUAAGGAUCAUCAUCAUUUGUUAAAUCUCUGCUUAAAAACUCAAAAGUGUUAGAUUGUAACUUUAGAAUACUUUUAUGCCUUUUCUGCCACUCUUAGUGAAAAAGUAAGAAAUGACUUUAUUUAUUUUUUCCAAAAAUGUGUCAUGCUAUCACAUGAAUACAUUUGAAGUUGCUUUUAUUUUGUUAAAUUGUAAAGAGAUUCUUGAGCAAUAAAUUUAAUUUUUUAAAAAGAUUUUCAACAUAAGUAAAUGUGUGUUAGGACUCACCAAUACCCUUAGUAUUUAUUUACCAUGUGAUAAAGGCCAGUUUUUAAUCUCUGUCACUAAUAAACUUAAUUUACCUAUUGAAGUUUUGCAAAAGUAAAUCCAAAAAUCCAAUAUCAAAAGAAAAAAAAAUUCUUGGAAAAUUAUGAUUAGAGGUGCUGAAAUAUUAAAUGUAGAAGAUUUUUGGCUUAUAUAUUCUAUGUUAGGGAAAUCCUCAUCAUGGCAUUAAAUUUGAAAUUGUUUUUAUUAUAUCUUUGUGAAGUGAAAAUGUUUUUGUUUUUUUUAAAACAAGGUUGUCAAAUCUAUUUUAUGCUUUUUUUAUACUGUUAUUAAAAUUUUGUUAUAAUUUAACAAGUUUGUUGAUCCAUCGUUUGUAGAGCAGUAAAUUUUAACUGAAAGAAUUUGAAAUGGAGUAAAGCUAUAACGAUAACAUUAUGAUAAUGGAUUUCAUCAAAGUCAGUUUGAUACAUGGAGUGUGUACAUUUAUUCAUCAUAGUUAAUUUCUAACAUGUCCUUAUUGAAAAUUCUAUAAAUUAUGCUUUUUUAAAAUGUUUAUUACAAACCAGGGAAAGUUAGAUGCCUCAUAAAAUAAUUCAUUUAUAUAGAAAGUUGAUCUCCCACAAUUUAACUCAUUUGUUAGUAGAUUUAGUCAGUUGAAAACUGCUUCAUUUCUAAAUAUGUAUUUUUAUUUCUGUUAUGCAAAAAUUUUGUCAUUUGUAUUUGUUUCUGUUUCAUGUUACAGUAUUGCCGACAGAAUGAGGCCCAACAUCAAUCAAUUUAUUAAAAUGGUCUUGAUCGAGUUCGACUGCCAAACUAAUACAUUAAUGCUAACUAGCUUUAUCAAAUAAAUAAAAACCAAUAUUUGUGACAAAUCUUCUUAGAAAACUUAAGCUAUCCCUCCUACGUGUAGUCAUGAAAUUUGUUGUUGAAUGAAUGAAAUAAGUUGUUGCAGGCUUUAUGAAUAAAUCUCAAGAUUUCAGUCCAUUGUGGUAAAACCUAUUUCAAAGCUCUGUGAGAAGUACAUUGCCUGAGGGAAACAUCGUCCUCGAUUCCCUGCUUUACAUUGUAAUAAGCAGUAAGAGUUGGUAGAUCUUUAGUAUUGAUUAUUUCAUUAAGAAUAUAAAAUUUUUAGAGACAUUCCUAGAUAAAUAUGUUCAAUGCUUUUGUAACAUUCCUCCAAAAAUAUUUAGUUUGUAGUUUGUUUUUUUAAAAUGUCGAAGCCAUCACAUUAUUUUUGUUUUGAGAUCAGCAAGAGGUCAAUACAGUUAUAAAUAAUUUAAAAUAAAAGUUAAGCAUUCUUUCCAAAGCCGUUUUCAAAGGGACUUAACGAGCAUGUAAAAAAUAGUUUAGUUGAUAUCCAUGUAAAAAAAAUUAAAAUCUUUCUCAUAAGGAUUUUCAGCGUCCAAAAUGGAUAUUUAUGUGUGUAUUAUUGGCUCAUUUUAUUCUAUUAGUAAUAUACAAUUAGCUAAUACUAAUAUUUUUGUAGCUACAAAAUUUCAUUGUAUUAUUAUUAUUAUUAAGGGUAUGCAAACUAUGAUUCUAUCUUCAGUACCGGUAUAUAUGUGGUUGGCCAAGUAAAAAAAAAAAAAAUUAAAGGAAAAUCCCUAAUGGUGUUCAGAUCAUUGUUGUGAGAGGUUAUUUCUUUAAGUUCUUCAUGCAUGCAAAUCUGAAGUGGAACUAAAUUUUAUAUUCGCAAGCCAUUAUGUAAAGACUUACUUUCAGUUUGGCAUCAUGUAAGUGAAGUUUGGAAACACUAACACCCCCUUCCCCCCACUUUAGGAACGUGGAUGUAACUCAUUUGUUUGGUUAUAAUUUUUUAAAAUAAAAUAUAAUAAUAACUGAUUUAUCCCUUAUUCAUAUUACAUAGAUAUUUGCUUACAGAAGAAACAAAUUGCCAACAUCAAUAAAAAUAGGUCACUGCACUUGUUCUUUUUCUUGUUACUAUUACAAUGGUAUUGUUUUUAUCCCCUUACAAUGUACAGUUUCUUCCAUUUCGUCUUAUGUAUGCAGUUCAUUAGAACAAAUUAAAUUGCACUCGCAUUCAUUCAUAUGCUAUCAUUUACUAUCAUGUUUAUCUAUUCCCCAACACAACUUUUUUUUAAAUUAAAAAAAAUGCUACAAAAUUAAUAUGGAAAAUGUAAAAUAGCUUUCAUUAAUCUACAUGUGUUCCUAAAUUGCUCAGUUUGAUUAUAUCCCAGAUGAUUUUACAGGUCAUACUUAUAACACUCUUCAUCAGUUUUAUAGAAUAUUUUAUAUUGUAUACAAGACUUCAGAUACAGCAAGUACUGUGGACUCAAAAUGCUAUUUCAUUAUUUAGGGAAAGGUUGUUAAAUAUAAAAUAUUUGAAGUAGAUUUCUCUUCUCUCUCUCCUCACCCCCUCCCCCGCAAAAAAAUAUUUUUAUUACUGUGAUAUUUUUAAUUUUUUUUUUUGAAAGUGUCAUAUUAAAUUAAUCUGAUAAUGCAUUUACAUCUGAUAGUGCACAACAAAUACUGUGCCUUUUGGAUAUUACCAUUAGUUGCCAUCGUUUGUCCACCUUUCAGAUUAUCUUAUUAAAUAGUGACUAAUCGUAUACUUGUCUGCAUUAAUACAUAAUUUGUAAACUAAUGAACCCUUUUUAUUUGGUUGUUCUUUUUUUUUUCCAAUAAAUGUUUCAUUUGAC